AUGGUAGUUAAACUUUAUACGGCGGAACUAAGCCCGCCAGUUCGCGCCACUAUGAUGGCGUGCGCCAUAUUCAAUGUGCCAUACGAGAAUGUUGAAGUUAAUCUUAUGGAAAAGGAACAGAUGCAACCAGCGUUUUUAGAAAAAAACCCCCUACAAACGGUCCCUGUUCUCGAAGAUGGUGACUUCAUACUGCAUGAUAGUCAAGCUAUAUUAAUGUACCUGGCUGAUACGUAUGGAACUGACGACUCAUGGUACCCCAAAGACACCAAACAAAGGGCAUUGGUGAAUCAGAAACUAUUCUUCAAUACCGCUGUUUUGUUUCCUAAAUUAAAAAAUAUAACGUAUGCUUUAGUGACAGAAAGAAAACAAACACAGUCGAAAAAAUGGCUGGACAAUAUUGAAGAAGGCUAUGGUUUCGUGGAAAUAUUUCUUAGCAAAACAGCUUAUAUUGCCACAGAUAACAUCACGAUAGCAGACCUGUCAACGUAUAGUAAUAUGUCAUGUUUAGCUUACGUUGUUCCAGUGUACGAAAAUAAGUACCCAAAAACGGUUCAAUGGUGCACAGAUAUGGAAAAUCAGCCUUUCUGCAAAGAGCAUAACAAUCCUGCAGCAGCUAUGUUUGGGAACUUACUGAAGGAAUGUCGAACUCGAACUCACUAGUAUAACUAUAGGUAUACAUACAAAGCCUAUUAAAU
Messenger RNA from Helicoverpa zea (corn earworm), 695 nucleotides. RefSeq names its product glutathione S-transferase 1-like. The record is from RefSeq and is a predicted model, not a curated record. Bases 1 to 660 code for a protein of 219 amino acids. Gene Ontology annotation, biological process: glutathione metabolic process. Gene Ontology annotation, molecular function: glutathione transferase activity. Lineage: Eukaryota; Metazoa; Arthropoda; Insecta; Lepidoptera; Noctuidae. The transcript is spliced from 5 exons.